CCCAGCACGUUGGUGCCCCUGAAUUAUAGAUGAAAGGCUGCAAACAUGCAGAUCGUGGUCGCGCCUGCGAAACAACGAGCGCUCGCGACCAGGAGAUGAGAUCUGAGGACUGCUGAUCCAGCCGUCUGUCGGUCGGGGCGGGCGGGCGCGCGCCUGUGUGUGCGUGUGUGUGUGAGUGCGCGUGUGUGUGUGUUUUUAUCCUUGUGCUGAAUCCACUCCACCGCGCGGACACACCGACGGAGGCGCGAUGCUGGGAUGCUGGAAAUCCGGGACGGCGCUCGCGCUCGCGCUGCUGAACGCGUGGCUCCUCGGUACCGGAGCCUCCAGCCGGGGCGCGCGCUCACAGCACCUGCUGGUGCAGCUGCACGAGGGGGCCGACGAGGACGGCCAUCAACUUGCAGUGGACUAUGGAUUUGGAAGCGCGAGGAAGCUUCCCUUCGGCGAGAGGCUUUUUCAUUUCUACCCGCGGGACACUCCCAAGACCAGGAGGAAACGCAGCCUUCGCCAUCGCCAGCGUCUGGAGAAGGACCGGCGGGUGAAAAAUGUGAUCGCUCAGGAGGGUUUCGACCGUCAGAAGAGGGGCUACCGCGACAUCAACGACAUUGACGUCAGCAUGAACGACCCGCUGUUCUCCAAGCAGUGGUAUCUUAUAAAUACAGGCCAGGCCGACGGCACUCCUGGGCUGGACCUCAACGUGGCUGAAGCCUGGAAGAUGGGCUACACUGGAAAAGGAGUGACCAUCGCUAUAAUGGAUGAUGGUAUUGACUACCUGCACCCAGAUCUCGCCUCAAAUUAUAACGCAGAAGCCAGCUAUGACUUCAGCAGCAAUGACCCGUACCCGUACCCGCGCUACACGGACGACUGGUUUAACAGUCAUGGGACCAGGUGUGCUGGAGAAGUGUCUGCAGUGUCUAACAACAACAUCUGUGGGGUGGGAGUGGCCUACAACUCCAAGGUGGCAGGGAUCCGUAUGCUGGACCAGCCUUUCAUGACGGACAUCAUCGAGGCCUCCUCCAUCAGCCACAUGCCGCAGGUCAUCGACAUCUACAGCGCCAGCUGGGGACCCACGGACGACGGCAAGACGGUGGACGGCCCCCGCGAGCUCACGCUGCAGGCCAUGGCAGACGGCGUCAACAAGGGCCGAGGGGGGAAAGGCAGUAUCUACGUCUGGGCCUCGGGAGACGGUGGUAGCUAUGACGACUGUAACUGUGAUGGCUACGCCUCCAGCAUGUGGACCAUCUCCAUUAACUCGGCCAUCAACGACGGGCGCACCGCCCUCUACGACGAGAGCUGCUCCUCCACGCUGGCCUCCACCUUCAGCAACGGCCGCAAGAGGAACCCGGAGGCGGGCGUGGCAACUACAGAUCUGUAUGGAAACUGCACGUUGCGUCACUCUGGAACAUCAGCCGCCGCUCCUGAGGCUGCUGGCGUGUUUGCCUUGGCGUUGGAAGCCAAUCCUAACCUGACGUGGAGGGACAUGCAGCACCUGACCGUGCUCACCUCCAAGAGGAAUAAGCUCCAUGAUGAAGUGCACCAGUGGAGAAGGAACGGCGUGGGCCUGGAGUUUAACCAUCUGUUCGGUUACGGCGUGCUGGAUGCCGGCGGCAUGGUCAAGCUGGCACAGGACUGGAAGACUGUGCCAGAGCGAUUCCACUGCGUGGCCGGCUCUGUUCAAGAGAUGCAUAAGAUCCAGUCAGGCGAGAAGCUGUCUCUCUCCAUCUCCACGGAUGCCUGCCAGGGCAAGGAGAACUUUGUGCGCUACCUGGAGCACGUUCAGGCCGUGGUGACGGUGAACGCCAGCCGGCGCGGCGACCUGAACAUCAACAUGACCUCGCCCAUGGGCACCAAGUCCAUCCUGCUGAGCCGCCGGCCGCGAGACGCCGACGCCAAGGUGGGCUUCGACAAGUGGCCCUUCAUGACCACGCACACCUGGGGCGAGGACCCGCGCGGCACCUGGCUGCUGGAGGUGGGCUUCCAAGGCGACGCCCCACAGAGCGGCAUGCUGAAGGAGUGGACUCUCAUGCUGCACGGCACGCAGAGUGCCCCUUACAUAGACCAGAUAGUGAGGGACUACCAGUCCAAACUGGCCAUGUCCAAAAAGGAGGAGCUGGAGGAGGAGCUGGACGAGGCUGUGGAGCGGAGCCUCAAGAGCCUGAUGAGUAAAAGCAACUAGACCCCCCCAGGACGGCCCUGCAUGAUGCCCGGCUUUACCUUUACCUCUGCUUCUUUCUUUGUCCUCUCCCCUCAAUCAUCCUCUCUUUCUCUUUCUCUCUCUCUCUCUGUGCUUCUCUCUCUGCUUCUCACUCUUCAGUCUAUAAGUGUAUUUUCCUUCCCGUCCUCUCGCUUCUCCAUUCUUCAAUGAGAAAUGUUCAUUUUUCCCUCCUCCUACGGUUCCAGACUCUCCUUCUGAAUGAAUGAUUCAUGUAGCCCCAUCAUAAUAAAAAAGUAUAUUCUCAAAAAUGAUAAUCUGCCAAUGAUCUACAGUACAGAUGAAAAUAUUACAUUCUGCCUUCUGUAUUACUGUCUAUUCUAUUUUUAAUUCAUUUACACAAAAUGUAUAUACACAUUAUAUAUGAAGAAACUCUAUAUAUAUAUAUAUAUACAGUAUACUAUAAGUUCUUGCUGUCUCGUCACCUCUGCAAAGAAACCUGUUGUACAGUUUGUGACUGUAAAUGACUUUCUGUGUUACUCUACUCUACAUACUGUACUUACCUACUUACCGUUUAGUACUUUCCAAACACAGCAGUGAUACUUCUUUCUGUUCUAUUUUUGCAAAGAUGAGCUGUUUAUAUCUACCUGAAGAUGGAGACUGAAUGUGUGAUCACAGUUUGUGGCCAACAACAGCAUAUUUCAUAUCCUUCAGUAUAUCUAAUAAUAAACCUGUUCUGGUGUUUGUUAAAGCA
Astyanax mexicanus (Mexican tetra) is the source of this 2903-nucleotide messenger RNA. RefSeq names its product proprotein convertase subtilisin/kexin type 2 (gene pcsk2). Bases 248 to 2173 code for a protein of 641 amino acids. Gene Ontology annotation, molecular function: serine-type endopeptidase activity. The transcript has 12 exons. The record is from RefSeq and is a predicted model, not a curated record. Lineage: Eukaryota; Metazoa; Chordata; Actinopteri; Characiformes; Acestrorhamphidae. Gene Ontology annotation, cellular component: trans-Golgi network; Golgi membrane. Gene Ontology annotation, biological process: protein processing.